GAGGAGGACGAGGAAGAGGGGAACGAGGAGAACGAGGAGGAAGAGGAAGAGGAAGAGGAAGAGGAAGAGGAAGACAAGAAGGUGCUCAAAGAGGACCGAAUCUGACAAAUGAGAUCCGCGCAACACUGGUUGACCACGUUGUCAACCACGGCCUGACGCUGAGGGAGGCUGGACUCCGAGUACAGCCAAAUCUAAGCCGAUAUACAGUGGCAAGUGUGAUGAGAACAUUUCGACUGGAAAAUAGGAUUGAGGGUCAGGGACGACAAGGGGGAAGGCCUCCUAUGUUCACAGAACAGCAAGAGAGGGAGAUAGUAAACAUGGUUUUGGCCAACAAUGCUAUAACACUCAAGCAGCUCCAAGCUAACAUUGUCAAUAACCACGCCAUUUUCAAUGAUAUCCAUCAGGUCUCAACAUCAACACUGGCACGCAUCCUAAAAAAGAAACAUAUUCAAAUGAAGCAAAUUUAUCGAGUGCCUUUCGAGCGCAAUUCCGAAAGGGUAAAACGACUGCGGCAUGAUUAUGCAGAGGUAUGUAUUCACUUUAGCAGUGUGAUCUUGCAUACUGUCUCAGUUUUUUUACUGUACUGUAAUAUGUAUACUAGAUCUACACUGAACUACACAAUUUUGCCGGACACUGUUUUUCAGAGAGUUUUACGAAUGGAUGGAGAGGAGAUCCAGCAUGAGUUCAUUUACGUAGAUGAGGCUGGGUUCAACCUGACGAGAACACGAAGGAGGGGAAGAAACAUCAUUGGCCACAGGGCUAUAGUCAAUGUCCCAGGGCAACGUGGGGGUAAUAUAACACUCUGUGCAGCCAUUACACAGAAUGGGGUCCUCCACCGCCAUGCCCAUAUGGGCGCUUACAACACAGCACUCAUACUUACAUUCUUGGACCAAUUGCGCAACAUAACAGCAGCAAAUCAAAUAAAUCAUAUGCAAUACAUUGUUGUCUGGGACAAUGUGUCUUUCCAUCGCUCUGCUCUGGUUCAGAACUGGUUUCAGCAACAUCCACAUUUCACCGUCUUAUAUCUUCCACCAUACUCUCCAUUCCUCAACCCUAUAGAAGAGUUUUUCUCGGCAUGGCGGUGGAAGGUAUAUGAUCUCCGUCUCCAGGCUGAGGUACCCCUCAUCCAAGCCAUGGAGGAGGCCUGUGACCAGAUGGAGGUAGCAGCAAUGCAAGGAUGGAUUCAUUCGUCAUUCAAGACGUUUCUUUCCAAGGUGUCUUGCUAA
This is a messenger RNA of Gadus macrocephalus (Pacific cod), 1226 nucleotides long. RefSeq lists its product as uncharacterized. NCBI's taxonomy places the organism in Eukaryota, Metazoa, Chordata, Actinopteri, Gadiformes, Gadidae. Gene Ontology annotation, molecular function: nucleic acid binding. The record is from RefSeq and is a predicted model, not a curated record. Bases 219 to 1226 code for a protein of 335 amino acids. The transcript is spliced from 2 exons.